CAGAAAAAAAAAAAAAAUACUAAGGAGCGCACUGCCGCCCGUCGCCUCACACUGCUACAACAUUAUGAUCUCGAGAAGAGCGCUGCGCUUCAACACUUGAGAACAACAGUUACACCGCGAUUAAUUUCACCUGAAAAAUCACAGAUCGCCGCUCCUUCUUCAACUAUUUUUUUUUCCUCUCAGUCUCUCUCUCUCUCCCUCUCUGUGUAUAUCUAUCUCUCUCUCUCUCUCUGUCGCUCUUUCUGUGAUUUCUCUGCGCUGGAUCUUUCGAGAGAGAAGAUGUGUGUGGAGAGCGACGGGUGCGAGAUUGAGGGCUGCAGCAGUUCGGACGAGGUGCGCACGCUGUCGGGCAGCAUGAGUCCCGGACUGAAAUCCAGCCCGGACCUUCACCCGUGCAAGCCGGGCCAGAAAUUCCGCGCCGCGCUGCUCAGAUGCCGCUCACCGGCCGCCGCCGCCGGGAUCCUCAGCUUUGGGAACGUCCUCAAUUACAUGGAUAGGUACACCGUGGCCGGUGUUGUGCAAGACAUCCAGCGGCACUACGAACAGACAGACAGCGGAGUCGGCCUGCUGCAAACAGUCUUCAUCUGCAGCUUCAUGGUGGCAGCUCCCAUCUUCGGUUACCUGGGCGACCGCUUCAACAGAAAGGUCAUCCUGAGCUGUGGCAUUUUCUUCUGGUCCAUUGUUACCCUGUUGAGCUCCUUCAUCAGCAAAGAGUACUACUGGCUGUUUGUGCUCUCCAGGGGACUGGUGGGGAUCGGAGAGUCCAGCUACUCCUCCAUCUCUCCCACCAUCAUAGGAGACCUGUUCACUAACAACAGCCGCACCAUGAUGCUCUCUGUCUUCUACCUGGCCAUCCCGCUGGGAAGCGGUUUGGGUUACAUCCUGGGCUCCAGCGCCAAGGUGGCUGCAGGAGACUGGCACUGGGCAUUAAGGGUGUCCCCAGUUUUAGGGAUCACCGCGGGAACCCUGAUCCUCGUCUUCGUGCCGGAGCCGAAGAGGGGCAGCGCUGACCAGAUGGGCCGCAUCAAGACGCGCACUUCCUGGUGCUGUGACAUGAAGGCCCUCGCCAAAAACCGGAGCUACGUGUUCUCCUCCCUGGCGUCCGCCGCCGUGUCCUUCGCCACAGGUGCGUUUGGUAUGUGGAUUCCUCUGUACCUGGUCAGAGCGCAGGUGGUGCAGAAGACUGCCGAGGCCUGCACAAAGGAGGUCUGCAGCAGCACAGACAGCCUAAUUUUCGGGGCGAUCACCUGCGUGACCGGCCUGCUAGGCGUCGUCAUCGGGGCAGCCACCACGCGCCUGUGCCGCCAGAGGACGGAGCGAGCCGACCCCCUCGUGUGCGCCGUCAGCAUGCUGGGCUCGGCCAUCUUCAUCUGCCUCAUCUUCGUGGUGGCCAAGAAGAGCAUCGUGGGCGCUUACGUUUGCAUCUUUAUAGGAGAGACGCUGCUUUUCCUGAACUGGGCCAUAACAGCAGACAUUUUAAUGUUCGUCGUUAUCCCCACGCGGAGAGCAACGGCGGUCGCCUUUCAGAGCUUCACCUCUCAUCUCCUGGGCGACGCGGGAAGUCCGUACCUGAUUGGCCUGAUCUCCGACGCCCUUCAGCAGAGCUACGCCAAGUCAGCGCUGUGGCGGUUCCUCAGUCUGGGCUAUGCCCUCAUGCUCUGUCCCUUUAUCAUCGUCCUGGGGGGCAUGUUUUUCCUGGCCACUGCCCUGUUUUUCCUGGAUGACAGGGAGAAGGCCGAGAAACAGUUGAGCCAGCUGACACGGCCGCCCUCUUCAGUCAAGGUAUGAUCAGGUGACAGCCAAAUGAGAAGCAGUCUGAAGGAGCAACCAAACUCAAGAAGGAUGGAAAAAAAAAUGGAGGUUGAAAAAAAAAAAGCAGGGGGGCAGCUGAUCUCCACUUAUUUAAAAGCCACGCCCAUGUCCUCUUCACCGCCGUCAUCACCGCCAGCGAUCAUCAUCAUCCUCCUCUGCCUCUCGGCCCCUGCUGCUCUUCCCUUUUUUACUCGCCCGUCGGAGGCUGCUCAGAACUGGAACGAGGGCGCGUCUUGCCCCUCCUCGGAAACGCCUCCGAAUCACAGGCUGGUGUUAAGGUGCACAGCGGUGCGCCGAGGCCCGCCGACAGCGACAGCUGGUGUCCUCCUCACCUCUGUCUGCGAGGAUCCACUGAACCUUCCAGGGAGGAGGCGGGGUGACACCCCUCUGACUCCUGAUGCCAUACUACUGAAUGCUGACCAUGAACCUGCCCUGUCUGUCUGCCUGUCUGUCCAACAGUCUGUCUCUUAUGUGUCUGUCUGUCUGUUACAUUGGCUGUCAAUCUGCACCAAGUGCCAUAGCAUCAUUACAUUCCUUCAGACAUUUGCACUGACCGCCAUCAACCCUCAUGACGUCAUCGCUGACUAUGUUCACAUGCACGCUAUAAUUCAAUUAGUCUGAUGAAGCUGUUUAGAUUUGCUAGUCGGUAGACGGGGCUCCAUCUCUGUUGCUCCCAUUCAGAUUUUCCACAAUUCCUUCUGGCCCCGAGCGUUGAGGUCGGAGAAGCUAAGAAGCUGUAAAAUUCAAGCUAUGUGGAGCGAAGCAAUGUGCAGCAGGAAAAUAAUUCUCAAAGUGUUUAUGCCUGGUCAAAACAAACCCAAAUCAGAUCAGUCUGCUCAUGUUUCAAGGCAGUAUUAAAAACACGAGCUCCAGUGUAAACACAGUGUUUUUUUUUUUUACGAGAUUGGAUGCAGUGUUCUCAUGAUCGAUCGCAGCUCUGCCGUGCAUGUAAACAUAGCCGCCAGCCAAGAGCCAAAAAGUGUUACUGUCUAAAGGU
Molecule: messenger RNA, 2809 nt
Organism: Acanthopagrus latus (yellowfin seabream)
Lineage: Eukaryota; Metazoa; Chordata; Actinopteri; Spariformes; Sparidae
Gene: spns2
Product: spinster homolog 2 (Drosophila)
Exons: 13
Coding region: 280-1788 (502 amino acids)
Biological process (GO): lipid transport; sphingosine-1-phosphate receptor signaling pathway; transmembrane transport
Cellular component (GO): membrane
Molecular function (GO): transmembrane transporter activity; sphingolipid intramembrane carrier activity
Source: RefSeq, a predicted model, not a curated record